AUGUGCGAUCCGAUAGACCACGUUAUUGUUUCAAACAUUGGUUUGAACCUCUCAAAUAACUAGUUUCUUCAAAUGCCAAAGCCUUUUUUUCAUGGUAAGGCGCACAAAAAAGCGUUUAUAAAAAUGUUUCAAAUCUCAGCUUUUGAUUGAAAUUUGAAAAAUUUUUUAAUCAACCAAAUACAUUUUUGGGCUCUUGACUUUUUGGUUUUCUCAAUGACUAAACAGAAUAAUUCGAUUUAUUGAAAAAAAUAAACUUUAUAGAAUUAUAUUGAAACAUGGAUUGAAAAAAAUAGUAUUUAUCGUUUCCAAAAAAAGUCAAUUUUUUUCAUAAAAAGAAAAAGAAGUGGUAAAAAUAAUUUAGUCUUUUUAUUUAAAGGAUGCAAAUAAAGAGUUCUAUAGGGCGCCUUUACUCAGCUAAGCGGGUAAAAUCGAAGAAAGGUUUUUCUGUAAUCAUGUUGUUACAGUGCAAAUCUGUGCAGUUGUUAUCCAUUUUAUUCGUCAACUUGGGGACAGUUCAUCAAUCGAGAGUUAUUUUCCAGAGUCGGUGAAAAUGUGUGACGAAGUGACCAGCGUUGCACCUCAUCGCGGAUUCAACUCCAAGGCUCGCGAAGUGCUCAUCGGUGACGAUGACAUCAACCUUCAUGAAGGCUUUCGAGGUUAAUCAGUUGUUCCUUGUUUGGUUAACAAACUCAGUUUGUUUUGCUAGCCCUUCGAAGCCUGCAAUUGAUUCAAGCAAUGAAAAAAAAAGAAGAAAGAAAUAAAAUUAUGUGCUACAGUUUUAUUCUCAGCUCACUUCAAUUUUUCAGGUUACCACUCCUACAUUUUUCAGAUAAGAAUAUGUCUUUAACUUCUUCACAAUUCUUUGGAGUUCAAUUAAUAAGCUAAAUAUAGAAGCUGUAGUGAUGAGAACCAAAAACCUUGCAAAACAAUUUAGUCAUCUCAUAAAAAAAACAGAAUACUUGGAAAGUUCUCGCUGAACAAAGAAAGAGUCGGUACCUGGCAUUAAUUGAUAUUAAUUGAAGUGUUGUCAACUUCAGUCAAUUACUGACUACUGUGAAUAAUGAAAUACUGUAUUUAAACAAUGAAACAUUCAUAGAAAGUCCAUAAGCGCGUAGGAAGUUCAAAACAAAUAACAAGUUGAAGCAGAGUUCCCUCUUUUUUAAGUUCGAGAUAAUUGGAAGUCACAAGCGAUAUUUACUUGACUUUCGCUCUAAUAGCUGUUCAGUUGGUGUUUUUCGUUUUUUUUUUUCAGUCCAACCUCUUAUUAACAGGUCAAACUUCAUCAUUUUUUGAACGCGUAUAUAUGAAAAAAAGAUGUAGCUCGAUAUCACCACCAGAAGUACAGCCGAGGCAAUGUUUUUAGAUUAUACCUUUCUCAACGCUUGAGUAACUCCGCCCCUUAGCAAUCGUUUGUCGUAGGCUCAUUUUUCUGCCUACCUCUCAUUCCAAGCUUAGGCAUGUCGAACAAGUCGUGCAGUGACUUCGAUCUUCGCAAGAAGCUCAAAGGAGGCCCUUCCGCGAAGAAAGAAAGCACCGAGAGCUCGCCCAAGUCCCAAGGCUCUACAUCGUCGACGCCACUCAAGAAAGGAGGUAACGCGCCCAAAAUUUCUUCACACAAGACAUUUUUUGCUUAUAAGGAGUUCUCGCUUUCGAUGAAAUUGGAGAUCGACCAUCGAUCAAGCGUCACAUGAGACUUGCUGACAUUGGCAAGGCUAGGUCUUGCGCGGAACUAAAGUCGGACAGACGCCUCCUCAAAACUUUCCAAGAGGAAAAUGUCUUGAAAAUGCCUAGGUUUGCGAUUUUCCUGCUACGAACAACUCUUAGUGAACUGUUUGCAGCAUCGAUUCCGAUCUUGGUGCGGCGCCGAUGCCAGCUGAAAUUGACGAACUCUCCUUGGGCCUAGAAACUCUGGGAAAAGUGAAUUUCAGUUGGCUUGAGAAAACUAUGACAAGAACAACAACUUCAUUUUUUAUUUGGAGUCUAAUUUUCUGAUGAUAUUUUAUAAUUAAUUCAUCUCGACGAAAAACCCAAUGCUCACUUUUUGAAUAGCUUAUCUGGGUGUAGGUGGUAAUCAUUUCCGGAGUCUCACGAGAGCUGCCAAAAGGAAAUAACAUCAAUUCAGUCUGCAUGUUUUGAUAUUUUCCAUGAAAUGAGCACAACAAACGAUUGAAAAACGCAAAAACUCUUGUCGAUAGAAAAUGAAUUGGAUUCAGUCGCUGAUCUACGCUGCCAAAAACGAGCCCCCAAACAAGAGCAACGCCAAGGAAAGCAUCGUCAAGAAAUGGCUUUCCAAGUCGUAA
Molecule: messenger RNA, 2300 nt
Organism: Caenorhabditis auriculariae
Lineage: Eukaryota; Metazoa; Nematoda; Chromadorea; Rhabditida; Rhabditidae
Source: the annotation of a GenBank genome assembly